AGUUGAUUUACCAAUCUUUCUUUGCUCAGUCAGCUUUCAAUCGCAGAGAACGACUCAACGCAACCCAUUCAUUCCACUGUGCUACCUAGUUUCAUCUGUGCGCAAAAGACGCAUUUGCAAACAUUGCUGUCACCGUUUGCUGCACCUCAGUGGAAUAUCACCUAUCGCAUUCCCGCCCGCGUCGAAUUGCGUCAUCUUCUCUCUGGCGCUGCCCAACCGAACAGCCCCCCCUCGAGUCCCAAUCACGAUCCAGUCCUGCUCGCCCAAUAUCCCGUGGCCUUGAUUUUGAAUAUUUCAAAGCAGCCCGCUCCCCACGAUAAUCUGUUCAAUUCCGGUUUUGAUAACUGUCCGCCAGAACUCACCGCUUGAUCUCAACGACACUCACGUCAAUCCCAUGAUCACCACCACCAGCCCAGCCCAGCCCACUAGCAACACCAACAUCCAUCAUCAUCCUCUUCAUUGCAUCUCAAACUCCACUCAACUCGAACCCACUGCCCAAAAUGCCGCCGCGCCCACAAUACACCACCUUCGAAGCCUCCGACGGCGCCCUCAUCUUCCUCAAAUCUUCUCUCCCCAUCACCAACCCCGACCCAACCUUCAUCCCGGAUUCACCCGUCCUCACCUUCAACAGCAGCACAAGCACAUCCGGAUCCGGCGGUCCGCGUGCACGCAGUGAUUCCAAAGCGUCAGCCAUCGCCGAAGAAGGACCCAAUUAUUCCCGCUUGGUCUUGCUACUGCACGGCUUUUCCGGAUCCAGCGACUACUUUGAUCGCAGCUUUGACGAGCUAGCGAAAAACCAUUGGGUGGUUGCGUGGGAUAUGCGUGGGCAUGGGAGGAGUGGACUUAGAAAGGUGAGGAAGGGAGCCUCGGAGGAAAGCGAGCAGGAGAAUGAUGGGAAGGAAAAGGAAAACGAACAGAAGUACGACACCUACAAAGGAGGAUACCACGUCGCCCGCCUCGCCACGGACUUGCACAACCUCCUUACCUUUCUCAAGACUUCCCGCCUUGGUCCUGGCGGUCCCUCCCCUCAAUCCCAAUCCCUGCCCCAACCCCCGCUAGAGGUGAUUGGCGUAGGCUGUUCCAUCGGCGCCGCCAUUCUCUGGACAUACAUCGAACUCUUCACCGACUCUGAUUUCAGCGGAUUCAUUUUCGUCGACCAAGCGCCUCUUCAAGAUCGCUCUUUAUUUGAUUCAUGGGACGCCACCAAAGCUCAUAAAGGAUGCUACGACGAAGCGACGAUGCUUAGUGCUCAGCAGGCAUGGAAUAAACUCCCGCAGGACCGACAUGCUACGCACCUGGGACUGGUGGAUGAAUGUUUGGGGUAUAGAUACCAUCCCUUGCCCACUGACAAAAUCUCGGAGGAGGAGAAGAAAGAAGAUGAAGAGUUCUUUACGGGGAUCAGUGCGCAGUGUCCUUCUGGGGAGUGGUUGGCAAGGUUGAUUGCUGAUCAUACGAGGUAUGAUCACCGGGAGGCGUGCGAGGGGAUUAGUAAGCCGGUUUUGGUCAUGGGCGGAAAAAGGAGCGGGUGUUUUAGUUUGGAGGGGAUGGAGGAGGUGGUGAAGCGGGCGAAAAAGGGGGGGAAUGAGAGGGCGGAGACGAGUUGGUAUGAGAGUGGACAUUGGUUGUUUUGGGAGGAGGCGGAGAGGUUUAAUGGGGAGGUGUUGGAUUUCGCAAAGAGGUGUUGGAGUGAGUGAGUUGUGGUUUAAUGAGAGAUGAAGAUGAGUUGCGGCAGGUCUAAUCUGUUGUACACCAUGAGAAGAAGAGAUUCGUCAAGUAUUACAAGCCCUUUGUCAACCCUCAAUAACACUCCUCACCCAAACUUUGCG
Molecule: messenger RNA, 1826 nt
Organism: Neurospora crassa OR74A
Lineage: Eukaryota; Fungi; Ascomycota; Sordariomycetes; Sordariales; Sordariaceae
Exons: 1
Coding region: 501-1694 (397 amino acids)
Source: RefSeq, a predicted model, not a curated record